Molecule: messenger RNA, 3768 nt
Organism: Tigriopus californicus
Lineage: Eukaryota; Metazoa; Arthropoda; Copepoda; Harpacticoida; Harpacticidae
Gene: Uba1
Product: ubiquitin-like modifier-activating enzyme 1
Exons: 2
Coding region: 227-3592 (1121 amino acids)
Biological process (GO): protein sumoylation
Cellular component (GO): cytoplasm; SUMO activating enzyme complex
Molecular function (GO): SUMO activating enzyme activity
Source: RefSeq, a predicted model, not a curated record
AGGCCAGGAGUGUGGGGGGGAAAAGAACGAGAGAAAGAGACCCCUUAGCAGAAUCUAGACACGUACAGACCUAUCAAGACCUUAGGACAGUUUAAUGGCUAUCCGCCCCGGGCUCUGAGUCGAGCGGCGUCCAACUCUCCGGCCCCGCAUUUGCCCGCGUCGUUGGUCGUUCGGAGUCUAAGCCGUGUUCAGGUGCCAUUGAUGCGGUUGGUUGGUUUGCCCUUAGAUGUCCCAGAGCGGCACCUCGAAGCAAGCCCUGGCCGUUGCUGAUCCUUCUUGUUCCGCUGCCAACUCGCCGCCCAACUCGCCACCGGCUCUCAAGCGACGAAAAAUCCAAGAGGACAACAACAGUCCGCCCGUCGACGGAGGAGGACCAGCAGGACCAGGAGCAGGACCAGGCCAGACCGACCCACACCAGAACGGGGCCAGUAGUAACGGCUUCAACACCAUGACGGGCUCAGCCGCUUCCCCCACCGCCAGUAGCCCGGCCAAGAACGGCAAUGCCGCCAACGGCCACGCCAAGAACGGCAAUGGCGGUGGAGCGGCUCGGUCCGAGGAGGCCAUCGACGAGAGUCUCUACUCGCGCCAAUUGUACGUCCUGGGCCACGAGGCCAUGAAGAAGAUGGCCCAGUCCAACGUGCUGGUGUCCGGCAUGAAGGGACUGGGCGUGGAGGUGGCCAAGAACGUGAUCCUGGGCGGCGUCAAGUCCGUGACCCUCCACGACACGGAGAACUGCCAACUCCCGGACCUGUCCUCGCAGUUCUAUCUGACCGAGGCCGAUGUGGGCCAGAACCGGGCCACGGUCACCCUGCCCAAGUUGGCCGAGUUGAACAACUACGUGGCCACGUCGGCCUCCAGCCUGCCGCUGACCGCGGCCUUCAUCCAGCAAUUCAGUGUGGUGGUCCUGACCCAGAGUUCGUUGAAGGAGCAACUGGCCAUCAGUGAGAUCACGCGGCCCGCGGGUAUCGCCCUCAUCAUCGCCGAUACCCGCGGGUUGUACGCCCAAGUCUUCAACGACUUUGGCCCCAACUUCACCGUGAUCGACACCACGGGCGAGCCGCCCAUCACGGCCAUGAUCUCGGCCAUCAGCGACCAGGGCAUCGUGGCCUGUCAAGAUGAAACCCGCCACGGUUUGGAGGACGGCGAUCACGUCACCUUUGCCGAGGUCGAGGGCAUGACGGAACUCAACGGGGGCCCACCCCGACCCAUCAAGGUCCUGGGCCCGUACACGUUCAGCAUCGGCGACGUGUCCCAGUUCUCGCCCUACGUCAAGGGCGGGAUAGCCACUCAAGUCAAGAUGCCCACCCAAGUGGCGUUCAAGCCCCUGUCCGAGGCCCUCACCGACGAGAGUCUGUUCCUGAUCACGGACUUUGGCAAAUUUGACCGACCCGCGCUCAUGCACUUGGCCUUUAUCACGCUCCACGAGUUCCGCCAGGCUCAGCAACGCCUGCCCCAGCCGUGGAGUCAGAGCGACGCCCAAGCCUUUGUGGACCUGGCCAAGUCGCUCAACCCGCAGUACAUGAACCUCCCGGUCGAUGAGGCCUUCGAGCAGUUCCAGGCCCAGUUCGCCAAAUUGGCGGCCGGGGAUCUGAGUCCCAUGGCGGCGGCCAUGGGCGGUUUCGUGGCGCAAGAGGUGAUGAAGGCGUGCUCGGGCAAGUUCAUGCCUGUCAAGCAAUGGAUGUACUUCGACGCUCUCGAAUGCUUGCCCGCCGACCUGUCCGGUCUGACCGAGGCCGAGUGUGCGCCGCAGAAUUCUCGGUACGACGGUCAAAUCGCCGUGUUUGGCCGGAGUUUCCAGGCUAAAUUGGGCGAUCAGAAGUAUUUCGUGGUGGGUGCGGGUGCCAUCGGCUGCGAGCUCUUGAAGAACUUUGCCAUGGUGGGCCUGGGGGCCGGGGCUGGCCGGAUCAUUGUCACGGACAUGGACUGCAUCGAGAAGUCCAACCUGAACCGGCAAUUCCUGUUCCGACCCUGGGACGUGCAGAAGGCCAAGUCCUCGACGGCAGCGGCCGCCAUCAAGGCCAUGAACCCGAACAUGAACGUGGAAUCCCAAGAGAACCGAGUCGGGCCCGAAACCGAGGACACCUAUCACGACGGCUUCUUUGAGGAGCUGGAUGGCGUGGCCAACGCCCUGGACAACAUUGAGGCCCGCACCUACAUGGACCGUCGUUGUGUGUACUACGGUCUGCCCCUGCUGGAGUCGGGCACGCUCGGCACGAAGGGCAACACGCAAGUGGUCAUCCCUCACGUGACCGAGUCCUACAGCUCGUCUCAGGAUCCGCCCGAGAAGAGCAUCCCUAUCUGCACUCUGAAGAACUUUCCCAACCAAAUCGAGCACACGCUCCAGUGGGCCCGCGAUCUCUUUGAAGGGGCCUUCUCGCAGGCCCCGCUCAACGCCCAACAGUACCUCGAGGACCCCGAGUUCGUCGACAAGACCAUGCGACUCCAGGGUGCUCAGCCCAUCGAGACCAUCGAAUUGGUCAAGAAGAUGCUGGUGGACGAGAAGCCGUCGGACUUUGCGGAUUGCGUCGCCUGGGCCCGACUCUACUUCCAGGAGUUGUAUCACAACCAAAUCCGACAGUUGCUCCACAACUUCCCCGCCGACCAAAAGACCUCGAGUGGACAGAUGUUCUGGUCGGGCCCCAAGCGAUGUCCCAAGGCCCUGGAGUUCGAUCCCAAUUGUCAGGUGCACAUGGACUUUGUCACGUCCGGAGCCAAUCUCAUGGCCGAGGUGUACGGGAUCAAGGGCUCCCGCGACGAGUCGGACAUCGCCACCAUUCUGAAACGCGUCAACGUCACCCCUUUCAAGCCCCGCGACGGGGUCAAGAUCGCGGCCAAUGACGCGGAAGCUCAGGCCCAAGCCCAACAAGAGACCUCGGACCAAGAGACCCUGACCAAGAUGGCCCAAGACCUGCCGCCCCGUGACUCGUUCAAGGGCCUCAAGAUCAGUUGUCUCGAGUUCGAGAAGGACGAUGACACCAACUUCCACAUGGACUUCAUCGUGGCGGCCUCGAACCUGCGGGCCGAGAACUACGGCAUCGCCCCGGCGGACCGUCACAAAUCCAAACUGAUUGCUGGCCGCAUCAUCCCAGCCAUUGCCACCACCACCUCCCUGGUGGCCGGGCUCGUGGCUCUGGAGCUCUACAAGUUGGUCCAGGGACACAAGAGUGUGGAGGUGUUCAAGAAUGGGUUUGCCAACCUGGCCCUGCCCUUCAUCACCUUCUCCGACCCGAUCAAGGCCCCUGUGGGCAAAUACUACGACAAAGAAUGGACCCUGUGGGAUCGAUUCCUACUCGAGAACGACGGCGACAAGGAGAUGACAUUGGCCGACUUCUUGAAUCAUUUCAAGGAGAAGGAGCAGCUAGAGAUCACCAUGCUUUCCCAAGGAGUCAGUAUGCUCUACUCCUUCUUCAUGGCACCAAAAAAGCGAGAGGAACGUCUGAAGAUGCCCAUGUCGAAAGUGGUGGAGUCCGUGUCGAAGAAAUCCAUCCCCCCGUACGUGAAGGCGUUGGUGUUUGAACUUUGCUGCAACGACAAAGACGGAGAGGACGUUGAUGUGCCUUACGUUCAAUACAAGCUUCCCAAGAAGAACUAAAGCCGAGCCUUCCUCCCUCCUUCGAUGUGCUGAGGAAUAUGAUGUUCAUUGGAGACCGAUCAGUUUCUACACUUCACCACCUCCCGAGAUCCAGCUACAUACUUCUGAAUAGCUCGUUCUCGGAAUUUAUUGUAAUUGACACACGUAUAAUAUAAGAAAAAAUCUAGCGUCGCUCA